Molecule: messenger RNA, 3421 nt
Organism: Xenopus tropicalis (tropical clawed frog)
Lineage: Eukaryota; Metazoa; Chordata; Amphibia; Anura; Pipidae
Gene: gan
Product: gigaxonin
Exons: 12
Coding region: 119-1933 (604 amino acids)
Biological process (GO): cytoskeleton organization
Source: RefSeq, a predicted model, not a curated record
GGUGGCAGCCACUGGGCGUGCUUUAGUUUAUGUAGUGCAGAGCUGCCUGACGUCUGGGAACCUCUGACACUUUUUGGAUUUCCCAGACACAGACUAAAUACACGGUCACCUGAUCUAGAUGUCUGAAUCUGAGCCCCAGUGCACAAUGACCGAGGUGUGUGACCCCCAGCAUGCGGCUAAGCUGCUCCGGGCUCUUGGUUCAUUCAGAGGGGAGUCCGGCUUCUGCGACGCACUACUGGUUCUAGAGGGGCAGGAGAUCCCUGUACAGAGAAACAUACUGGCAGCAGCCAGUCCGUACAUAAGAGCAAAGCUCAACUACAACCCCCCAAAAAAUGAUGGGUCCAUUUAUCGGAUUGAAUUGGAAGGCAUAUCUGUGGACGUUAUGAAAGAAAUCCUGGACUAUAUCUUCAGUGGGCAGAUCAGGCUAAGCGAAGAGACCAUCCAGGAUGUGGUGCAAGCAGCAGAUCUCUUACUUCUUACUGACCUCAAAACUUUGUGCUGUGAGUUUCUCGAGGGCUGCAUCACUGCUGAGAACUGCAUCGGCAUCCGUGACUUUGCACUGCAUUACUGCCUCAACCAUGUGCAUUAUGUGGCUACGGAAUUUCUGGAGACACACUUCAGAGAUGUCAGCAGCACAGAGGAGUUUUUGGAGCUCAGUCCAACAAAAGCAAAGGAAGUUCUGUCCUUGGAAAAACUCAAUGUAGGAAAUGAAAAAUAUGUCUUUGAAGCUGUACUUCGAUGGCUGUCCCAUGAUUUGGAAGCAAGAAAAGUUCACAUGAAAGAUGUAAGCUCUGCUUUAUGGGUCUCUGGCCUGGACUCCAGCUAUCUGCGAGAGAAAAUGCUUAUUGAGCCCUUGGUCCGAGAGAUGGUCAGAGAGUGCAGCAACAUCCCGCUUAGCCAGCCUCAGCAUGGAGAGGCAGUGUUGGCUUCCUUUAAACCGAGGGGCUACUCAGAGUGCAUAGUUACAGUUGGUGGUGAAGAGCGAACAUCCCGUAAACCACUGGCUUCAGUGCGCUGUAUGUGCCCUCUUUAUGAUCCAAAUCGGCAGCUAUGGAUUGAACUAGCACCACUAAGCACACCAAGGAUAAACCAUGGGGUUCUUUCUGCAGAGGGAUUUUUGUUUGUACUUGGAGGUCAAAAUGAAGACAACGAAACCCUGGACACUGGAGAACAGUAUGAUCCUGAUGACAAUGCUUGGAGUCCACUACCUCCAAUGCUUGAGGCUAGGCAUAGUUUCGGCAUGGUGGAGAUAGAUGGAGUGAUCUACGUACUUGGAGGAGAAAAUGGGGACUCCGAACUACUCUCUAUGGAAUCAUAUGACACAUGCACAAAAACAUGGAGCAAACAGCAAAACAUGACUAUGGUUAGGAAGAUCGGCUGCUAUGCAGCAAUGAAAAAGAAAAUCUAUGCAAUGGGAGGUGGCUCCUAUGGAAAACUGUUUGAAUCUGUUGAAUGCUAUGACCCCAAAACUCAGCAGUGGACUGCAAUAUGCCCCUUGAAAGAAAGGAGGUUUGGAGCUGUUGCGUGUGGUGUUGGCAUGGAGCUGUACGUCUUUGGUGGGGUUAGGAGUCGGGACAAUGAUAAUCAGAACAGUGACAUGGUGGCUUGCAAAUCUGAAUUCUAUCAUGAUGACUUUAAACGGUGGAUAUACUUGAAUGAUCAGAAUUUAUGCAUCCCAACUAGUUCAUCAUUCGUGUAUGGGGCAGUACCAAUCGGAGCCAGUAUUUAUGUAAUAGGCGAUCUUGAUACAGGUACAAGUUAUGACUAUGUGAGAGAAUUUAAGAGGAGUACUGGCACCUGGAACCACGUGAAGGCACUAUUUCCUUCAGAUCUCCGUCGCACAGGCUGCGCAGCACUGCGUAUAGCAAACUGCCGUCUCUUCCGACUGCAACUACAGCAAGGACUUUUCCGCAUCCGCAUCCCUACUUCCUGAGACACUGAUAUGGCUGAAGGCUUCAAGUAACAUGUGACAAGCAAAUACCCCACUUUGUACAAUAGAACUAAGGCAUCUGUCCCAUUGUAGCCACUCUGCAGCUGGUACACAGAGCUUGGGUAGAAAACUCUAUUUACAUUAAAAUGUUGCAAAUUUAACAAAGGGGAAAAUUAUAUAGUACUGAAAUACACAUGCAAAGAUGGAUUAAGCGGCAGUGGGUGGAGAAACAAAAAAAUUCUACAUUAAAUUGCUUUGUGCUUAAUGGGACCUGGUUUUUAGUACUUAAGCAUGAUGCAAUGUACUUAACUGGCUAGCUUUAAUAUGCAAAAUACAUGAACAAAAUGUUCUUUAACAUAAGUGACAAUCUAAUCAUGUUGCAUAAUGAAAAUGUAGCUAAAGAUUACCUCAUUGCUAAGAGUAGCAUCUUCAUCUUCCUUAUACACAAAUUUGUCCAUUCCUUAAAGAACGUUCUGUUCAGAUUAUACGAUAUAUUUAUUUUGUGCCUUUAAACCUUGCACAGGAUAGUUUACAAUUUUUUCUGUUGGUAUGGUUAUUUUAAAUAGUUACAAGGUUCUUCUGUUGUUACGGUUAUUUUUAAUAGUAACUAACAUUUUGCGGGGAUUAAAGUGCCAAGAUACUGGGAUGGCAUAGAAAAUAUAUACUGUUACCAUUAACUAUAUAGGUAUCAAGAGCUUUCAUACACAUCACUUAUAGCUGUGGUAAUUGUAAUGCAGUCUGAUGAAAAGGGAGCAAUUUAGACACACACCAGAAAUAUACAGAUUUUAUCUGUGCCACAUCAAACCAGAUAAAUGGUUAUUGCCAACUUCUAAUGAGUGUUGCACUAGGCCUCCUAGGGCCCAACAGCAAUUAGAUGGAGACAGUGCAAGAUGGUAUAGAUGUUAUAUAGACCUAAAGUGAGUUUUCCCUGGGUUUGGGGCCCACUACGCGAUCCUCUAGUACUCUGGUAGACCAAUGUGACCCUGCUUUUUUUUACUUCUUGUACAUUCCACUGUGAUGUGAAAAAAAAUUAAACACCAUGAAGUUAUUAAUCUGAGCAAUUAGGGUAAACAAAAUUAUCCAAGAUCAUAUUUUUUUCAAAACUACACAGAAUUGGUCACAGAGCCAAUUUAUUAUCAUUACCUUGUCAGACAUUUAAUUUGUACUGUUACUAGAGGACCUGGCAUAUGAAAAUAUUGUCUAGGAAAAAAAAGCAAAGAUUUAAAAAAAAUGCACCUUAUAAACUACAAUUCUGACCAUUUCUUGGUUACUAUGCACAGACAAGGCAAGAAUGCCACCCAGUGGACCAGAAGCUGCAAAUAAAAUGUAUAACCUUUUUUUCAGGGGACCCAGAUUAAUUUUAGGAGUAAGCUUUAUUAACCAGAAAUUGGUUUACAGGUAGUUCUGUAUCUAUCAUUAAUUGUCAUUGUCUGUUGUAGGAAGACAUAUUACUUUAUUUUAGGACAGUAAAAGUAAAAAAAAAAAAAUUAA